Messenger RNA from Auxenochlorella protothecoides, 1032 nucleotides. RefSeq lists its product as hypothetical. The transcript is spliced from 4 exons. Bases 1 to 1032 code for a protein of 343 amino acids. Lineage: Eukaryota; Viridiplantae; Chlorophyta; Trebouxiophyceae; Chlorellales; Chlorellaceae. The record is from RefSeq and is a predicted model, not a curated record.
AUGACCACUGGUGGACCUCAGGCUCAGCAGCUCCCCAAAAAAUCUCAGUGGGAGAUCGACCUGGACGACUGCAGUCCCUUCGCCAGACUGUCCCACCAGAAGACCUCCACGACCGCCACGUCGGACGACGACGAGUGCGAGCCCAUUGGCGACAAGGAGACCUACGAUGACUUCGAGGAGCUCUUUCCUAUGGCUCAGAUGGAGAUUCAGCUGCGUCUGUCACGCGAGCGCGAGGCAAAGGAAGCCGCCGAGAAGCUGCAAAUCCAGACCGCUGCCGAGGAUGCCAUGGCCAACCUCCUGGCCAGCAGCAUCGGGGCCAUGGCCCUGCAGAAAGCUGUCGCCGAGGACACGCUGGCAGCCGCUCGCGCAGAGACGGCUGCGCUCCAGGCCAGGCUGGAGGCGUCCGACGUGGCAGAGCUGGAGACCGCGCUGUCCAAGGCGGAGGCGGAGGUCCAGGAGGCGCAGCGUGGCUGGCAGACGGCCCGCAACGCCCUGGGACAGUCGGAGUACGUGCGCGCCCGGCUCACGGAGCGCCUGAAGCGGUGCAAGCAGACCAUCGUCACUCUGAACGACCGGCUCUUCGAGGGCGGGCGGGAGCGCAGGGCAGCCCGGCUGAGGGUCGACAUGGCCGAGGGGAAGCUGGAGGUGGCCCUCUCUGACGCCACACAUGCGCGCGACGUGGCUGCCUCCCACAGGGCCCAGCGCAGCCAGGCCCAGAUGGAGACGCGCUGGGCCCUGGAGGAGGCCGGCGAAGCGCGGCUGCAGGCGGAGGAGGCUCGUAAGGCGGCGGCCGCGGCGACUGCCGAUGCAGCCCAGGCCAGGGCGCAGGCUGCCCAGGCAGAGCGUGUGCCCAGCGAGGCCACUGCCAAGGCUGACGGCCUAGCAAAGGACCUGGACCGCACCGAGACGGAGGUGGCCGCGGCCAGGAGGGAGCUGGACCAUCGCAUCCAGUCCUCCUUCAGCAUCCCUGCCAAGAAGGCCAUCUCCCUUGCUGUGAAGGGCCGACCCUGGGAUGCCACCUUCUACUUCUGA